AUGGACGUCACUUCCGCCCUGUUAGACAAAAGCGACAAUGUCGCAGGCGACCCAUCUGACCUUGUCCAGGGGGAAAAGAAGUUUUUCUUCUCAUCAAUUGGCAAAGCUCAUUUGAUAAACGUUCUCUACGGGAUUGGCUACACAAUACAAAUUGCCAUGCUACCCUAUAUGCUGAUCAGUUCCAAAGCCGGCAUAGAACACAAUGGAUACCUCUUGACCCUUUUUUCUCUACUCCAGUUUUUGGGUUCCAUGUUUUUUGGCAGACUAGCUGAUAUAUGGGGCGUGAAGAAUUCCUUUUACUUGUCCCUUUGCUCCUCCAGCCUGAUGUACCUUAUGCUCCCGGCUUGCAGAGACACCUGGGCGUACUACGUGAGUUUCCUUCCUUCCUUCUUCAUGCAAGCUUUUCAAGCCUCCUCCCUGUUGGUGUGCCUCAAAACAGAUAGCCAAAACAGGACCGCCGCCAUCGGCUACCUCAAUCUCAGUUACGGAAUGGGAAUAAUCCUAGGAAGUCUCAUCGCAGGCUUCAUGGUAAAUUUUGUGGGUUCUAGAGGCAACCUCCUUAUCGCACUGGCCUCACAGAUAGUAGCAUUGUAUGUAGCCAAAACAUUGAAUCAGGAUCCAAAACUUUUAAGACCAGUCAACUUAGGAGAAAUAAAAAUAAAGGAAAUGUUCAGUAGCAUGCAGAAGGAAUAUAUACGUAUAUUAAAUCUUUUUCGAAAAACCUAUGGAAUGUGUUUACUAAUACUCUUUGGCUUACUUCCCAUUUUAAUGACAAAGUUCGCUUUUGCUCCUGUACUGGUGGAUAUGUUCAAGCUAACCCCAUCACACACAUCGUACCUGAUGACUUAUGCAGGAAUGUUAACCAUCAUUGCAGAGGGCCUGCUGGCACCUUAUUUAAGCUCCAUUGGGGGGGAUAUAACUUGUUGCAAGUUUUCUAUACCUUUAACUUUAAUUGGAUUUUUAUCACUCUCUUUAUGUGGGGCUAAUGAAUAUCUCGUCCUUAUAUUCAUGUCCAUUCCUCUUUGUGGAGGAGCCUUGUUAUACAUAUGUGGCACUAGUCAAAUGACAAAGAGAGUAGAAGAAUCCGAAUUAGGAACUGCCAUUGGGCUGAACACGUCCAUUUUUUACGCUGUCACCAUAGUAGCUCCAUAUUUUGCCUUCAAGUCGUACAUCGCCUUGGGUUUAGGCCUCUACUGGUUACUCUGCGCCAUCAUCUGCUUCGUCAUCACCACGUACAUUUUCGCCCUGGACAAGUUAACACUACAAAUUUUUAACGAAGACACUGACAGCCUGGAAACCAUGUUUUCCAGCGUCAAGGUGGCUUAA
Molecule: messenger RNA, 1326 nt
Organism: Plasmodium knowlesi strain H
Lineage: Eukaryota; Apicomplexa; Aconoidasida; Haemosporida; Plasmodiidae
Product: major facilitator superfamily domain-containing protein, putative
Exons: 6
Coding region: 1-1326 (441 amino acids)
Biological process (GO): transmembrane transport
Molecular function (GO): transmembrane transporter activity
Source: RefSeq, a predicted model, not a curated record